Molecule: messenger RNA, 1737 nt
Organism: Acaulospora colombiana
Lineage: Eukaryota; Fungi; Glomeromycota; Glomeromycetes; Diversisporales; Acaulosporaceae
Source: the annotation of a GenBank genome assembly
AUGUUGGCUGAUGGAACCGCUCUGUCUGCAGAGGAACAACGCAAACACAUUGACUGCGAUUAUGGCUCUUUGUCGAAAAAUCCUCUCCCUGCCAUCAUACAUCUGGCUGUCGGCAUGAGCGUGAUCCUUCGUCAGCGUAACAUCUCGCCUGAAUUAAAAAUAUCGAAUGGCUCCACUGGAGUAUUAUUUUGUGUCUUCACUUCUCGCUAUGGCGAUUAUACUUGUGCAGAUGGCGCCAUAGUCUACUUUCCUGCUAGUCCAUUGCGAUUACAUGGACUUCCUGUAGGCUGCGUGUACAUACCUGCUGUUCAAUCGAGUUAUAGCAUAGUUACUGAUAAAAAGAAGCAGUCUUACCAUCGAAAACAGUUGCCGAUUGAACCUGCUUAUGCUGUGACAGGCCACUUUGCCCAGGGCAAAACAUUGCCCAUCGUUGUCGGAAGUCUCAAGCAACGAGAUGCAGCCGCCGCGUACGUCAUUGCCUCUCGUGCCACCUCUAGAGAUGGCCUCUUUCUGACCGAAGAAGUCACCUUGCGUGACCUGAACCGUCCAUGGCCCAGAGCUCUGAGGAUGGAAAUGGCACGGCUCACCGCGCUCGAGCACAAUACGUCUGUGAAGGAGGGUUUCAUUGAUGGUUGCCCAAUCAAGGUUCCCGAUGAAGAGGAGGAAGAUGCCAAAAAUCCUUUACGUGCAAAACUUCGUUGGGAAUUUGAUUCGGAUCGCAAGCGGAAAAGAGCUGACUCCCAAUCCGGUCGCAUCCACAAGCAAGUAGCUAUCACACAAGGCGACAACCACCUGGAGCGGGGUUCUACAAAAACCCAUAUGAUUCAGCCUCGGAUGUCAGCUCCAGCCUCGUUAACUUACCAUUAUCCUUUUCCAUUCCUCAUAUGGCAUGCCGCUUCCUACUCCUGUGCAUACGACUCGCUCUUAACCCCCCUCUAUGUUGCCUGGUUUUAUGCUACAGAGCUGUGGAAGGCUGCCUUUUCCAUCCAUUCUCCCUCUUUGGUCUUCGUAUCUGCAGGCUUCUUUCAAAUAUCGUCAGUACACUCAGAAGCCCAAGCAAUCUUGACCCGUACUCGAGAACGCCUUCGCAACGAGCUUAGUUCCCAGGACAUAGCAACUUUUCCUCGCUUCGGUGCCCUUUGUACUCCUAUGGAAAGCGUUCUACGGGUCAUGGGCUUUUUGAGUGAGCCUCUCUUCCAAGUCGAGCACACUUGCUUGGAUAUCACCCUAGAUAUAACAUUUAGUCUACGAACUUUGUUUAUCGAACCAAACAUUACCUGCUUUGGUUCAUAUCUGCCCAGCGUUGUAACAGUCCAGCAGUGGACGGACGCGCAGAUUGCGGAGUGGUGCCAAACACCUUGUACCACUUGUUGCCUUCCAACAACCAACCAACCUUAUCAGCUCUCCGAUGUUCCGCUCCUUCUCACCUUCGAAACACCAGUUGAUCCAAGAAUAAACAGCAAACUAUUGCCCUCAUUGGUCCUCACGAUCAGCGAUCUAACCUCUCAACCUCCCUCCACUUACCGACUUUUCGGAAUCAUUUAUCACGGCAGUGCACAUUAUACUGCACGCAUCUUUACCCCCGCAAACUCUCAAUCACCUGUUUCCGAUGUGUGGAAUUAUGACGGCAUGCGAGGGUCUCCGAUUCGCGACGACGAUUCGCCGCUACACCUUGAGUCUUUGAUGACACUGGAUGGACGUGGCGCAAGCUAUUAUCUAUAUGCACUGUGCCUCUGA